AUGGCAGCCCCUACUCCUUUUCCACAGAGGCCGGAGGAUCUUGUACAGCCAGCCCAGCCCGAGAAUCUUUACGAUAUCAUACCCCUGCCCAAUCCACCUGAUGACUGGAUGUGCCUUGAUUACAGAUUCGACAAGGUGAAGGAUUGUCGUAUUAUGAAGAUUGCCACGUUGCGCGUAGUGGCGCAUCACUACUUCUGGGGAAUCCAUUGGACGGAGCCCAAGAAGAUGGCAAAAAGCACGAGAAGAAUACACGGCCGCGUAACCGUUCUAACGAAUCUGUGGAAAUUGUUCUAUUAUAUGACAGACCAGCAUCGGCCAAAAAGUUGGGAAGAUAUGCUGAAUUUUAACCGAGACACCGGUCCUCGGCUCUUGCAAUACAACCUCACUCCACGACCACCACCUAUUAGUCAAUGGUUUCCAACUGAACCAAAUGAUCGAACUGUCAUUUUACCGGCGUACUACAGACCCCUUGAUGCCCCACACGAUUUACCCGAUCUCAUUCUCCAGCAAUACUUAUAUUCAUCCGAAAGUUUCCACGAGCCCACUGUAGCUCCACAGCCACCUGAACAGACACAACAGGAAUUUUUAAAUGAGGAGGAAAACCCUUUCUUUGGAGAGGAGCACCUUUCUCCUAUCAACUUCCAGGCAGAGUAUCCUGGACUGACAGAACAGGGGCAGGGGUUUGACGAUGACGAGCUGAUGCAAUCUAUUUUGAUGACAGAUCCAGCUCCAUUGACAGAACAGGAGCAGCAAGAGCUAGGACUGGCUGGUGAUCUGAUGCAAAUUAUCGAGGCCCAGGCCGGUGCACCUCCUUCCUCCGAGGGUCAAAGAUCGUCCGACAAAGAGCGCUCCCCGAAGAGGCGGAGACGGGAUAUCUCUCCAGCUGCCCCGAAUUACCGCGGUGGCCCCGCUCCGCCUGGGCCGGCUGUCCCAGUGUUCGAGGGCCCGGUAUAUGCUUCUCGGCAGGACCCUACGAAGUGGGCCUGGAUGCCUGCUCUGCAGCCAGAACAUUUUGCCCCGCCAGAGGAUGAGGCACAGAUUGGCCCUCUUUUCCCAACGGUUGAACCUGUCUACGAUAAUCAGGUCGUCAACGAGGCGGUCGAAAAGGCCCUGAUGCAGAUAGUAUAUAGUGAUCUAGACCGUGAUCCUUCUCUUCCUUCCACUGCCGAGCCUGUCAAGAACGUCACCGCACAUUCAUUCACUGACAUGCUUCAAAUGAAGAUUGGGGCCUUCAACACGGUGGGAAAUGUCAGAUUAUCACCAGUGACGUUUGAGUGGAAUCCAACCGGUGACUUAUUUCCACUUCGCGGUCGUGGCCCUGUCUGGCACGGUCAAUCUUGUGCCACUGACUGCGUGAUCAUGGUAGGUAUGCUCAUGGACGUGGGAUGUACAAAGAUUGACCGUGCCAAUAACCGAGCAGCCGGGUUCACGGAAAUCGAAAAGGCAUUCAUCGAGACAACAAACCUGAGCUGGGAUAUUCUUGAUGAAAACCAGUCCAUCCGCGCGCGUGAUGAGUUUCUUCAAAAGUUUAUAGAUAGCCAGCUUCAUCUGAAAAUGGGACAGCCUGUCCCACCUUGGGCUGUGUGGUCCCAGGUCACAAAUAGCUUCUCGCAGUUCCGUUACCACCACAUUGAGCGAGUAACGCCUUGCAAAUGCCAGAAUGCCGAGACAUUCGUCGACUACCACGAGGGGUCAUGCAUCUUACCUGGAUUUAGGAAAGGCGACGACAAAGGCGUGCCCGUGGCAACCCUCAUCGAAAGAUGUUUCUACGCGCGCAAAUCCUUCGCCUGCACCCAAUGUGGAGAUCCCCUGGGCGUCACUGGGGAGCGAAGAAUUGGACAAUUACCAUUGCGCCUGGUGAUGACUUUUGAUGUGAAAACUAGGAUCCGGGGCCAUACUCAACAUCUGAAGUUCAAGUAUCUGGACUACGACGACAAGAAACAGGUUGCGCACUAUCGCUGGCUUGGUGGUGUUUACAAUAACGAGGAACAUGCUCGUGUUUAUUGGACUGAUCAAAAGCGUGGCGAAAAGAUUGGAACGGAUCUGAUGAUGUACGACAGUCAAGUGAAUCAGGGUAUCUUGUUCGGUCGAGUGCCGGCAUUCAGACCCGAAGAACGAGUGCCCUUGGAAUGGGUGAAUCACAGUUCCAUUCCUCUGCUCUUCUUUGAGCGCAUCUUGGAUCCCUCCAGAGAGCUUUUGGCGACAGCCCAUAAUGCCGUUUAUAAUAUGGGCAGUAUCAUUGGAAGAAAGAAGAACGUUCUGGAGGAACAUGUUCCUUGGACUACCCCAGACCCUCAGCCUGCGGAGGAGCCAUGGGAGCGAGUCACCUCGAACAUUGGAGAUCGAUUCAUCGAUUAUAAUCCUGAGUGGGCACGGCCUGCCCCCGAGCAGGACCCAGAGCCACAGGCUGCCAGUGAAUCCGUCGACCCGGGGCCUGUUGACCCGAUUCUCAUCGACCCCGCGGUCGUUGACCAGUCAAUGCUUGACCCAUCUAUCUAUAAUAGCACCACGCCUCCCGACUUCGACAUUAUGGAUUUCCUUGACCCGGCUGCGAUGGCCGAGGACGUUUUAACCCCGCAACCACCUACAGGCGGGCUCAACAACAGAUUGAAGAAUCACAUGUUCAACUCGAUGCUGAACACUCCGGAUUGGCUUGCCGCGCAUCCUGAAAUGUGGCCUUCAGGUAAGCCUUCCCGGGAAGGUGCUUUGGAAUUCCCAGAACUGCCGACAUGGCCUUCCCCCAAAGGAAAGCGGAAACGCAGGGCCAAAUCCGAUAUCACGAUGCGCGAUGUCGAUGACCGCCUACCGAAACAGUCGCCACAAAUCGGAACCAAGCUCAAGACCGCUGUGAUGUUCAGUCAAAGCGUUGACCCCAAACAAAGAGCGGCAUAUGAAAACAAACGAAUCCGAAUGGAGCUGAACGACUACUUGAACAAAGUGGAAACCCAAUGGUGGGCACACAAGAAGGACGGAGAGGGACUAAGUGAGGUUGAGCAAAUAAGAGAGAAAAAGAUUGAAGAGUACGAAGCUCGGCAAAGAUCCAGGAGUGAAUGCCAAGGGACAGGACCAGCGAAGCCAGCAGCCCCAAGUGCACCAGCCCCAAGUGCACCAGCUCCAAAGACAAUUCUGAAAGCAGCGGCUCCGACAGCACCUCAGGCUGCAGCCCCCAAGACUGCCGCUCCAAUCUCGACUCUGGGCUCGGACCGCACGCUCAGGCCUAAAGCACCAGCCGCGGUGCCCCAGAAAAAGCCCAACACCGAGGAACAGCAGCAGCGCAAUAAUGUCUACAGCCAGUAUAAGACUACCCAGAGCCAAAAGGUAGCGGAGCCAGAAGUGAGGCAGCCACCACCACAGGCCUCCAAGGUGGAGGAGAGUAGGGGGAGGCCAGCGGCAGAAGCAGAUGAUGAUCCUGCUUGGAAUCCUAGUGAUUUCUCGGAUCGGGAUCUGUCAGACUUCGACUCGGACUAUCUGGAUUCAGACUGA
Messenger RNA from Penicillium olsonii, 3483 nucleotides. The record is from the annotation of a GenBank genome assembly. Lineage: Eukaryota; Fungi; Ascomycota; Eurotiomycetes; Eurotiales; Aspergillaceae.